Molecule: messenger RNA, 1245 nt
Organism: Zeugodacus cucurbitae (melon fly)
Lineage: Eukaryota; Metazoa; Arthropoda; Insecta; Diptera; Tephritidae
Product: basic-leucine zipper transcription factor A
Exons: 2
Coding region: 1-1245 (414 amino acids)
Source: RefSeq, a predicted model, not a curated record
AUGAGCGUUGGUGUGCCGAAACUGCCCGCCGCAGCACUGCCCUUAUCAGCAACAUCCGUAGGCAGCUCACCGCCGAGCAGCGCUGAAGCGACAAACACGAACAAUUUCGCUUAUUAUACGGGCGCUGGUGACACAGUGGGCACAGCAGCAGCGCAGCGACAUGCUGUAGCAGCGACGCCACCACCACCAUCAACACAAACGUUGCCACCAUCUGCCACGUCCUCUUCGUCGGCGCAUUAUGCAGCACACCAGCAACAUUACCCCACGGGAAACACAGUUCCGCCACUUUCCGAUGCAUUUCACCACCAGCAGAUGCAGCUACAGCUACAACAACAAUACGAGCAACAUUAUCAACUGCAAACAGCGUAUUACCACCAGCAACAACAGCCACCACCGCAGUCACAGUUGCAACAAGACGAACAAGUGACGGCAUAUGUGGCGCCACAACAACAGUCCACUCAAUAUCAACAUGCGGCGGCAACAACGACAACAAAUCAACAACAUGCAGCGCGCAGACAAGCUACGCAGUCGUCGACCGUCACACACCAUGCAACGAACACAUCACAAGCAGCAACAACGCCACAACAACAACAACAACAGCAAACUCAAGCUAUGGCUCAUGCGCUGACACACACCACACAGCAACAACAACAACAGCCGCAACAGCAACAGCAAAUAUACCCAACAGCUAUGCUGGCAAUCGCCACCGCACCGCCACCACCAACAACAUACGGCGUCAGCAGUGGCAACGGUGCCACAGCCCCUCUAGCCAAUAUCAGCACUGUAAAUGCGACACAAAACGUCAAUGUCAUCUCGGCCGCGCCGAUUGUGGUGGAAUUCAGCAAUUUUCAAUUGAAUUGUAUGCGCACCACGGCGCCAACGACGACGACGAAUGGUGGCGCACCAGCAGCAGCGGGAACAUUGGUCGCAACAACGCAAGCGAGUAGUGAUGCAAAUCGUGGUUUGACGGGCAUCGCCAAUGGCCAAGCGAAUACGCAACAUCAUCAUCAUCGUCAUCACCAUCACUAUCACAAUGCUGCUGCUGCGGUGAGCAACAUGCAUGCGCAUACACAACAACCAACGCAACUGCUGCAACAGCCACCACCACCGCAACAACAGCAAUCACAACAGCAUCAACAUCAGCAGCACCAACACCAGCUGCAAUUAGAUCCACAUCAUCAUCACCAUCAUCAAAAUGUGCGACACUAUCAUCAUGCGCCACCGCCGCCACCAGCGCCGUUGUAA